AUGGGAUUAUCGAAGUGCUGGCUUCUGCUGGGCCUUCUGCUGAACAUCUCGGGAAUCUCACUGGGAAAAGUCUACCCGAGGGACAUUUUCCGAAAGAUCCCCCGGUCUCGACGCCUCUGGGGCGGAGUGUCCUCGAACACGGGUCCCAAUUUUGGAGGCUGGCUGCUGCGUAUCCUGAACAGUGAUGGGAACUUUGUGUGCGGGGGAGCCUACUACUCUCCGCUAAUUGUGAUCACCUCAGGCAACUGCAUAUAUCCGUAUCGGAAUAGUAUGGAAGGACUCACGGUGGAGGGCACCGCGUUUUCCAAGUGCGACAAGGAGAACAUUGCUGAGAUCGAUACCAUUCAGUUUCCCGAGAGAUUUGUCUACCGGAAACUCUACAUGGACGUGGCCCUGGUGAGGCUAAGGGAUCCGAUCAAGGGUCGACUCACGGAGUUUAUAAGGCUGUGCAAUAGGAAAAUUCGACCGGGCAUGCGGAUGGUGGUCUUUGGCUGGGGUUACGACAGUGUAAUCGUGCAGCCACCCUCUUCGGAUCCCCGCAACUCUUCAGUCAUGAUUAUAUCGACAAAGGAAUGCCGCAAAAGAUUCAAAAAGGACCUGAGGCUAUCGAGUACUUCGGUCUGUGUAAGGCAACCCAAGAAUCCCAGGCAAUGCCUUUACGACGGCGGCAGUCCGAUGAUCUACAACAGGGAACUUUGCGGAGUUGUGUCCUUUGGUUCCCACUGCCAGGACACCUCCAAGCCGGGCAUGUUCACCAAUAUCAGGAGGGUGAAGAGGUUCAUUACGGAAACCGAGGAGGGCAUAAAUGCCGGCUACAUCUUCAGGACCGCCCAGCUCGAGAAAAAAGAACCUUUAAAAGACGACGAAGAGGAACCUCUAAAAGUCACGGAAAAUACACCUCCAAAAGCUGACGAAAAAGAAUCUCCAAAAGUCAACGAAAAGGAACCUCCAGAUGUCACAGAAAAUACAUCUCCGAAAGUCAACGAAAGAGUAACUCCAAAUGUCAUGGAAAAUACAUCUCCGAAAGACAGCGAAAGUUUACCUCCAAAUGUCAAAGAAAUUACACCUGCAAAAGUCAAGAAAAUUGUACGUCGCAGGCUCAAGAAGAAAUUAGUAAAAGUAAAAAGAACGGAUUCAAAACUCUUGCCAAGGACAACCACAAUCGACCCGUUGGAAGCAAUGGUGUGCUGA
Molecule: messenger RNA, 1191 nt
Organism: Drosophila takahashii
Lineage: Eukaryota; Metazoa; Arthropoda; Insecta; Diptera; Drosophilidae
Product: seminase
Biological process (GO): proteolysis
Molecular function (GO): serine-type endopeptidase activity
Source: RefSeq, a predicted model, not a curated record